AUGAUGAAACGACCAAAAGUAUCAUUUUUAUCUUCUAGAAAGAUAUUGUUGUUUUGUUUGGUUGCCGUCAUCGCAACGACAUUCAUAUCGAUGAGAAUGAUAACAACCAAUGUCAAUAUCCAAAAUACAGUAGGAACAAAUAAUAAGAAUGAAGAUGGAUUGGGUGAUCCGAUCGAUGUAACCACUCCAUCUGACCGUGAAUAUGACAACACCGAUAAUAGCAACAGCAAUACAAACUCAAAAGAUAUACACAUCACCAAGAAGAAAGAAGCGAACGAUUCACCAAACUUUUUCAAUAAAUACGAAUUACCGUUCCGUUCGCAACCCAAGCCGAUGACCGAGCAGGAGCAAUACGAAGCCAAUCGAUUGAAGGCACUGCGCUCCAAGGCCAACGACGAGGAGCGUCCCAUCCUGCUAAAGAUGGUGUUCGACGAGUACGAGCGUGAAGCCAAGAUGUUGCAAGCGAUGCCUGUUCCCGACCGUCCCGACUGCGUGGCGUUGCCACCCGCUUCGGCACUGGUUGACUAUGUCAAGCCCGAUCCAGUGGAGGACAAAAAGCUGAUGUUCGAAACGACAUGGAAACCUGGACAACUUACACCCAGACAAGAUGGAUUGAAUCCAUAUUCCUACAUGACAAUGUUACGUGAACCAGUGGAUCGUGUCAUCUCUCACUAUUACUAUCACCGUCAAAACAAGCGUGAUCCAGGACAUCAAUUGGCCAUGAGAAACACAUUCAAAGAAUGGUUAGAGAAAUCGCCUGCCGCCAACAACGAGCAAGCUCGUAUGCUGUGUGGUGUUGCCCCAUACGAUUAUCCAGGUGUUGAAAACACAACUGAAGCAUGUGCAAUUCAUCAUUUACAAUAUACAUAUAAAUUUGUUGGAAUUACAGAAAAGUUUUCAGAAAGUUUAGUAUUAUUAACACAUUAUGGUGGAUUCCAAGCGAUUAGAUUUACAAAGAUCAAUUCAGGUACACAAAGAGUCACUGUAAAUGAAGUGCCGGAAGAUAUUAUCAAAGAGAUUAUACAGAGAAAUCAAGCAGAUAUUUUCUUGUAUGAACAAGCUAAAAUUAUAUUUGAAAAGCAAAUCGAUGCAAUCGGACGUAGUUUCAUCGAGGCAGAAACAAAAGAAUUUAAAAAGAAAGUAAAGAUAUUUUAA
Messenger RNA from Heterostelium album PN500, 1155 nucleotides. It is a transcript of the gene cnrC, whose product is annotated as putative cell number regulator. Gene Ontology annotation, molecular function: sulfotransferase activity. Lineage: Eukaryota; Evosea; Eumycetozoa; Acytosteliales; Acytosteliaceae. The record is from RefSeq and is a predicted model, not a curated record. The transcript is spliced from 3 exons. Gene Ontology annotation, cellular component: membrane. Bases 1 to 1155 code for a protein of 384 amino acids.